AUGGAUGACAUACUCGACGACUCGUUCCCCGAAGACGAUGGUGGCAGCUCCGACUUCGUGCCUGAAGUGCCAAAAGCCAAGGCCAAGGCAUCAAAGCCCGCCGCUACGAAAGCGAAAAAAAUGACCCAGACAACCCUCAAAGCCAAGCCUGCUGCAAAGGCUACAAAGAAAAAAGCAAAGGCCGAAUCGGAAGACGAGCCGUCCGAUGACGAUGAUAACCUCGGAGACUCCGUCAUGACGAGCACGCCUCCCAAGACGACAAAACCCAAGAAAGCGCCAGCCAAGAAGGCUGGCUCCAAGCCGCUUGCCGACAUUGCCAACGAGUCUUUUGGAGGAGACGGUACUGAUGAAGUCGAAUCGACGGGGCCGUCCAAGGACACUGGCGCCGCCGAUAAAUACCAAAAGCUCACCCAAUUGGAGCACAUCCUCAAACGUCCAGAUACCUACAUCGGCUCUAUCGAAAAGACAACGCAGCAGAUGUGGGUUUACGACUCCACCGGCGAUGCGAUGGAAUUCAGAGAGGUCACUUUCGUUCCCGGUCUGUACAAAAUCUUUGAUGAAAUCGUUGUCAAUGCCGCGGACAACAAGCACAACGACAAGAAUAUGGACGAGAUGAAGAUCACGAUUGACCGAGAGUCCGGCGAAAUCAGCGUGUGGAACAACGGUCGUGGUAUUCCCAUCGAAAUUCAUAGCAAGGAGAAAAUCUACGUCCCCGAACUCAUUUUCGGCCAUUUAUUGACAUCCUCUAAUUACGACGAUGGCCAAAUGAAAGUCACCGGUGGUCGAAACGGUUUCGGUGCCAAGCUCUGCAACGUCUUUUCUACAGAAUUUUCCAUUGAAACUUAUGACAGCCGACAAAAGAAGAAAUACAGGCAAACGUGGACAGAGAACAUGAGCAAAAUGGGCAAGGCCAGAAUCACCGAAUGCAAAGGCGACGAUUACACAAAGGUCACUUUCAAACCUGACUACAAAAAAUUUGGCAUGGAGGGCAUGGAUGACGACUUCGAGGCUCUUGUCAAGCGACGUGUUUACGAUUUGGCUGGUACUACCAAGGUCGCUGUCAAACUGAACGGGACUCGAGUGCCAAUUCGUAACUUCAAAAAGUACAUGGAGAUGUAUACUAAGGCAAUCAAAAAAGAACGCGGCGAAGAAGCGGCCAACGACAAAAGCGAGAUUGUCAUGGCCAGCCCAGAUCCAAGCUGGGAGAUCGGGUUUGCUGUAUCGGAUGGAUCUUUCCAACAAGUAUCCUUCGUCAACUCUAUUGCGACCACCUCAGGCGGCUCUCACGUCAACUACAUCGCCGAUCAGAUCUGUAACCGCCUUGCUGAUGUAGUCAAAAAGAAGAACAAACAAGGUGCAACUCUUAAAGCCUCGCAGAUUCGCAACCAUAUUUUCGUUUUUGUGAAUGCCUUGAUCGUCAACCCUGCCUUUACUUCACAGACCAAGGAACAGUUGACGACGAAGCCGAGUCAAUUCGGUAGCAAAUGUGUUCUCGAUGACGAUUUCUAUAAGAAAGUCCUAAAGACCGAGGUCAUGACAAACAUCCUCCACUUUGCCGAAAAGAAAGCCGACCAGCUUCUGAAGAAAACAGACGGAAGCCGACGAUCUCGCAUGAACAACCCGAAGCUCACUGAUGCCAACAAAGCCGGUACCAAAGACGGCCACCACUGCACGCUUAUUCUGACAGAAGGUGACUCAGCCAAGGGCUUAGCUAUGGCUGGUCGUGCUGUCGUUGGUCCCGAUUUGUUUGGUGUCUUCCCGCUUCGAGGAAAGCUGCUGAACGUUCGUGAUGCAUCAGUCGAUCAAAUUUCGAAAAACGCAGAAAUCCAGAACAUCAAGAACUUUAUCGGUUUGCAGCACAAGAAAGAAUAUGCCGACACUCGUGGUUUACGAUAUGGUCAUCUCAUGAUCAUGACUGAUCAGGAUCACGACGGAAGUCACAUCAAGGGUUUGCUGAUUAACUUCCUGCAAGUCCAGUUCCCUAGUUUGCUGAAGAUUCCCGAGUUCUUGAUCGAGUUCAUCACGCCAAUUAUUAAAGUGUGGAAAGGUGAUACAAAGAACCCUACUCGAUCAAAGUCGUUCUUUACUAUGCCUGAGUACGAGCAAUGGAAAGGAGAGGUUGGAAAUGACCGCGGUUGGCAGCACAAGUACUACAAGGGUUUGGGUACCAGCACAACAGAGGAUGCCCAGAUUUACUUCCGAGACCUUGACCGCCACUUGAAAGAGUUUCACGUCAUGCAAGAACAUGAGAGCCAGCUCAUCGACCUCGCUUUCUCUAAAAAGAAGGCCGACGAGCGUAAAGAAUGGCUUCGCCAAUUCAAACCCGGCACAUACCUUGACCAUUCCACCAAGCAGAUCACAUACACCGAUUUCAUCAACAAAGAGUUGAUCCUCUUCAGUAUGGCUGAUAACCAACGUUCCAUUCCUUCAGUCGUCGAUGGCCUCAAGCCAGGUCAGCGCAAAGUUCUCUACACCUGUUUCAAACGCAACAUCAAGAAAGACAUGAAGGUCGUGGAGUUGGCAGGCCAUGUGUCUGGUAUGACGGCCUACCAGCAUGGUGACACGUCCUUGCAACAGACUAUUGUUGGUCUAGCCCAGAGUUUUGUCGGUUCAAACAACAUCAAUUGUUUAGAACCUAGUGGUAACUUUGGUAGUCGUCUUAUGGGUGGAGCCGACGCUGCUAGCGCUCGUUACAUUUACACUCGCCUGUCACCUUUCGCUAGACGUGUUUUCAACCAGUCCGAUGAAGCUCUUUUGACCUACAACGAGGAUGAUGGGGAGAAGAUUGAACCUGAACUCUAUGUUCCUGUGGUUCCUAUGAUCUUGAUUAACGGUGCUGAUGGUAUCGGUACUGGAUGGAGUUCAUCCAUUCCCAACUACAACCCCGAAGAAAUCGUUGAGAACCUUAAGCGGAUGAUGGACGGCGUAGAGCCCGAGCCUAUGGAACCUUGGUUCCGUGGCUUCGCUGGUGAAGUUACCGCCCAGGGCCCUGACCGUUUCAAGUUCAGCGGUAUUAUCAAAGAAACGGGCGAAAAGGAAGUCGAAAUCACCGAGCUUCCAAUUCGCACUUGGACUCAGGAUUUCAAAGACAAACUUGAAGAGAUCAUCAAGGCCGACAAGAACCCAUCUUUCAUCAAGGAUUACAAGGACUACAAUACCCACACGAAAGUCCACUUCAUAAUCCAGAUGGACGAGAAGCAUAUGAAGUCCGCCUUGUCUGAUGGAUUGGAAGAAAAAUUCAAGCUGUCUAGGACUCUUGCGACGACUAACCUGGUUGCAUUCGACCCGGAAGGGCGGAUCACGAAAUACGCUACAGUAACCGAUAUUCUAAAGGAGUUCUUUGCUAUUCGUCUCAAGUUCUACGAGAAGCGCAAGCAGCAUCAACUGUCAGAACUUCAGAAGGACCUGGACAGAUUCACCAAUCAAGCUCGCUUUGUACAAAUGAUCAUCGAUGGCAAACUCGUUAUUUCCAAGAAGAAGAAGCCCGUCCUUAUCACUGAAUUGAAGGAGAAAGGUUUCAAAGGCUUCCCCAAGGUUUCCCAGGCAGUCAAAGCAGGAGAAACGGAACAGGUUGUCGAAGACGAGGAAGCUGAAGAAGCCGAUACUGAAAUCGACUCUAGCGCGUAUGACUAUUUGCUGGGGAUGCCGAUCUGGUCUUUGACCCAGGAGCGUGUUGAGAAACUUCUCCGUCAAAUUGGAGACAAGGAGAUUGAAAUCGACGACCUCAUCAAGCUCUCCAAGGAGGACAUCUGGCGUAAAGACCUUGAUGAAUUCAUCAACGAGUGGCGAUUCCAGCUUGAAGAUGAGCGCCGACGCGAACGCAAGGUGGCCGGCAUGGGCCGUCGCCAGUCUGCAAAACUCAUGACCACGUCAAAGGCAACCAAGAAGCGCAAGGCGGAUGAUGACGAUGAUUACAGUGUCCCGAAAAGCAAGAAAGCUACAGCUGCCGCCGCCAAAAAGGCAGAUCCCAAAGGAAGCCUAAUGAGUUACCUCAAGAGCUCAUCUCCAAAAACAACCAAGAUCGCUCAGAAAGACGGGAUCGAUGAUGACGACAUGGACUUGGAUGAUGACUUUGUAGCUGAAGUUAUACCAAAGAAGAGUCGUGCCGCUCCGAAGGCUAAACCGGUCCCGCCAAAGGAAGUCAAAGACGAGAUAGACGACGUGGAGGAUGAUUUGGUUGAAGUGUCUGCCACCAAGGUAGCACCCAAAGCCGCUCCAAAAGCCGCUGCGAAAGCAGCAUCCAAACCUGCGCCUAGCAAGAAACCUCCCAAAGCGGAUUUGAGUGAUUCGGAAGAAAGCGGACUUGGAGACGACUUGCUGGAUGUGAGCAAGAUGGUUAAAGGCAUUGGAGACUCAAGCGGCAAAGCUCUCAUCUCGGACUUCUCCGGACCAGGUACUAGUGCUGGUCUAAAGGCUGCGUCAGCCAAGUCAAAGCCCAUCGCCGACUUCGACCCGGAUGAGACAGACUACAGCAAACUUGUUCCACAGCAGUCGCCACGUCGUUCCCUGCUCGUCAAACAGAAAGAAAAGGUGAUCGAGGAUGACGACGAAGAAGAAGAGGACGAGGAUGACGAGCUUCCGAAACCGGCGGCCAAGGCAAAGCCAGCGGUUAAGGGCAAGGCUGCCACCACGGGUGCCUCCAAGGCCACUACUGGUCGUGGGCGUGCAAAGAAGGAUGCCCCAGCGCCAGCAGUGAAAAAGACGCCGGCCGCUACUAAAGCCAAGCCCAAGGCCAAGAAGAAGGCUGAUCUUUCUGAUGACGACAUUGAUGCUAUGGCCAACGACAUUCUCGACUCUCCUGCAGGGGAUGACUCGGACAAGGAUGAAGCUCCGAAGGCCCGUCCAUCUCGCCGAGCUGCAGUGGCCAAGAAGAAGACGUAUAUUAUUGACGACGACGAUAGCGAGCUGGAUGAUCCUGCUGGUGACGACUCUGCGGAUGACUUUGAUGACUCUGAGUAA
Molecule: messenger RNA, 4959 nt
Organism: Talaromyces rugulosus
Lineage: Eukaryota; Fungi; Ascomycota; Eurotiomycetes; Eurotiales; Trichocomaceae
Exons: 4
Coding region: 1-4959 (1652 amino acids)
Biological process (GO): resolution of meiotic recombination intermediates; sister chromatid segregation; DNA topological change
Cellular component (GO): nucleus
Molecular function (GO): DNA binding; DNA topoisomerase type II (double strand cut, ATP-hydrolyzing) activity; ATP binding
Source: RefSeq, a predicted model, not a curated record